AUGAAGGUGGAAGCGGCGGCGGUGGCUGAUGCCUGCUCUGACGACCUCAGCUGUGGGGAGGCCGACAUCGACCCAAGCCUGCUGGAGCUGGUUGAUGAGGAGAAAUGCCGGAGUAUCCGCAAGCAGUACCGGCAGCUCAUCUAUAACGUCCAGCAGAACCGUGAUGACAUAGUGAACACGGCGAGCGAGUCCUUAACCGAGGCUCUCGAAGAAGCCAAUGUCCUGUUUGAUGCAGUGAGUCGAACGAGAGAAGCGGCCCUCGACGCUCAGUUUCUUGUUUUGGCUUCUGAUUUGGGUAAAGAAAAAGCAAAGCAGCUAAACUCUGACAUGAGCCUUUUUAAUCAGGUGGCAUUUUGUGAUUUUCUGCUUAUAUUUGUGGGUCUAAACUGGAUGGAAGAUGAUGGACGUGAUGCGCUGAGUGACUGUGAUGAUAAUAUAGUUCGCUCUUUUUGGGAGACAGUACAAAAGGAAGCAACGUCGUGGAUGCUGCAAGCUGAAACAUUCCACUUUAUAUUCGGUUCAUUCAAAUCAGAGCCUUCCGCGCGGAAGCCCCGACUUGAGCACCGGAAAAGAGUUUACAGAAUGGAAGAAAACGGGGAUAUGCCUACAAAGCUGAGGAAGCUGGACCUGUGUAGUAAUCAAGAAGCGACAGAAAAAGAAGUAGAAAGAAUCUUGGGAUUGUUGCAAACGUACUUUCAAAAGUAUCCUGAUACUCCCGUGUCCUAUUUUGAGUUUGUGAUUGACCCAAACUCUUUCUCUCGUACUGUGGAGAAUAUAUUUUAUGUUUCUUUCAUUGUAAGGGAUGGUUUUGCAAGAAUAAGGCUUGACCAAGACAGGCUGCCAAUAUUGGAGCCCAUUAAUAUUAACCAUGUGGGUGAGGGGAAUGAUUCCAGUUCCCAUUGCAGGAAACAAGGAGUUAUAUCUUUGAGUUUACAGGACUGGAAAAAUAUUGUGGCAACUUUUGAAAUUUCAGAGGCCAUGAUCACAAACUCGUACUAA
Messenger RNA from Lipotes vexillifer (Yangtze River dolphin), 999 nucleotides. It is a transcript of the gene EID3, whose product is annotated as EP300 interacting inhibitor of differentiation 3. Gene Ontology annotation, cellular component: nucleus; Smc5-Smc6 complex. The transcript has a single exon. Gene Ontology annotation, biological process: DNA repair. The coding region runs from base 1 to 999 and encodes 332 amino acids. NCBI's taxonomy places the organism in Eukaryota, Metazoa, Chordata, Mammalia, Artiodactyla, Lipotidae. The record is from RefSeq and is a predicted model, not a curated record.